AGCGAGGAAGAAGCCCAACAGAAGCAGCGACCACUCCCCUCCCCCAAAUAUUCGCCGCCGCCGCCACCCUCCUCCCCGCCGGCCUCCCUCCGCAAUCCCCAUACGAUAAUCUUGUUAGACCUUUCAUCCUCAUCUAGGCCGCCGAAACCAUGAACCCCGGCGGCGCCGCCGCUAUGGCGCAGAACCGCCGCACGCGCAGCCGGCCGCCGUCGGCGGCCUCCUCCCGCAAGUCCGAGGAUCCCUCCGCCGCUGCCUCUAACGGAAAUGGAAACGGCAACGUGAAGGCCCCCUCCAAGCCCGCCUCUCCCAAUCACGUCGCGGGGGAGAGGACGGUCAAGAACCUGCGGCUUUCGAAGGCGCUGACGAUCCCGGAGGGUACGACGGUGUCGGAGGCGUGCCGGCGUAUGGCGGCGAGGCGGGUCGACGCCGUGCUGCUCACCGACGUCAACGGCCUCCUCUCAGGCAUUGUCACCGACAAGGACAUAGCCACAAGGGUUAUUGCCGAGGGGCUGCGCGUUAAGCAAACAAUCAUCUCCAAGAUCAUGACCCGAAGCCCUCUGUACGUCACGGCUGACACACUUGCUAUCGAGGCGUUGCAGAAAAUGGUCCAAGGAAAAUUUAGACACCUCCCAGUGGUUGAAGAUGGUGAGGUUAUUGCCAUGCUAGACAUUGCAAAAUGCCUCUAUGAUGCAAUAUCAAGACUGGACAAGGCAGCAGAACAAGGAAGUGCACUUGCAGCUGCUGUAGAAGGGGUUGAGCGCCAAUUAGGAGGCAACUUCUCAGCUCCUCACACUUUAAUAGAAACUCUGAGAGAACGGAUGUUUAAACCUUCUUUGUCAACCAUUAUCACAGAAAGCACAAAGGUAGCAAUUGUUUCACCUUCAGAUCCUGUUUAUGUAGCAGCCCAAAAAAUGCGUGAGCUACGCGUCAAUUCGGUGAUUAUAACUACCGGAAAUUCGCUGCAAGGAAUCUUUACCUCAAAGGAUAUUCUUAUGCGUGUUGUGGCACAAAACCUUUCUCCUGAAUUAACUCUAGUAGAAAAGGUAAUGACUCCACACCCGGACAGUGCUACAUUGGAUACGACAAUUCUUGACGCACUACACAUUAUGCAUGAUGGCAAAUUCUUGCAUAUUCCUGUUAUUGAUGGAGAUGGGAAAGUUGUUGCUUGCUUGGAUGUUCUGCAGCUUACCCAUGCAGCCAUUUCGCUGGUCGAAGGUGGUCCUGGAGCUGCAAAUGAUGUGGCAAACACAAUAAUGCAGAGGUUCUGGGACUCUGCUCUUGCUUUGGAGCCUCCAGACGAGGAAUUUGAUAGCCACAGCGAAAUAUCUUUAGUGCCGCCUUCAGAGGCUGGAGAUGGCAGGAGUAGCAUUUAUCCUGCUGUUACUGGCAAUUCUUUUGCCUUCAAGCUCGAGGACCAGAAGAGACGUAUGCAUAGAUUUACAUGUGGUUCAGAGAGUUUAGACGAGCUUAUAUCUUCUGUAACACAAAGGUUAGGCACUCGCGGUGAGAAGGACCCAAUUCAGCUUUUGUACGACGAUGAUGAAGGUGAUAGGGUGCUGCUCACUACAGAUUCUGAUCUUGCCGGUGCUGUGACGCAUGCUAAAUCAUCUGGAUUGAAGGUCCUGAGGUUACACGUUGAUGAGUCGGAUUCCAAUUCUGAAGCUACAAAGCAAUUUCCGGAGCCGGAGCUGGUGUCUUCCCACACAAGUCAGUUGACGCCUGUUCAUUACGGGUUGAUGGCUGGAGCUAUUGCCUUGACAGGCGUCGUGGUGCUGGUUUACUUGAAGCGCUCAAGAGGAUGAAUUCAGAUAGGAACACAUUAUUCCAGUCCUUAGCUAUAUGACUAAUGUCUCUCAGAAGACUCGGCGCAUUGGCGCUUCAGCUGGCUAAGAAUGAGAACUGGAAAUCAUCGUAUACACCAGAUGCAGUGAUAUCCAGAAACUAAUCAGCUGGCACCAUCUCAAAGUUUUGAUCAACUGAGUUCAGUUAUAUACAGGGAAGAAACCUCAAAACUAUAUUUUGACCACAAAUCUGGUGCCAAGGGGUUACUUGUGGGAUAAUUUCCAAAUAAUCACUGAUCUGUCAAAUGGGGUGGAUAUAUUUUCUCUCCCAUGUGGUUGGUGAGUUGUCAGAUUAGUGCAUGUGCCUCUUACAUCUGUUCUGAAAGUAAUGUGCCAACGCCAGCAUGUCUUUUCUUUUUGACAUAAUAGCAUGAUGAUUAUUUCCAAAA
Molecule: messenger RNA, 2230 nt
Organism: Lolium perenne
Lineage: Eukaryota; Viridiplantae; Streptophyta; Magnoliopsida; Poales; Poaceae
Product: CBS domain-containing protein CBSCBSPB3
Molecular function (GO): protein binding
Source: RefSeq, a predicted model, not a curated record